AUGUUGAGGUGGUGCGCGGUUGCAGAGAGCGUGCCGCUGGCGUCGCGCAACCUGCCCGCGUCGUUCUUCAACGCGGCGGCGUGCGGGGCGGGCGGCGGCGGCGCGGGCGGCGGGGCGGGCGGCGGCGGCUGCGGCCUCGAGCUCUACGAGUACGACCCGUGGCACCACCAGCCGUACGGCUACGCGCGCGACUACGGCGGCCACGUGGGCUACGGCGGCCUGCUGCUCGGCCGCGGCGGCCUCCACGCCCAGUACAAGCCCGUCGAGUGGGGCGCACAGCACGCGCACCACACCCACCUCGACCCCGCCGCCUGCGCGCCCUACUCCUACCCGGCGGUGCCCGGUCAGUACCACGCCACCACCACCGCCGCCACGCGGACAAACAAACACACGCGCACACACACCAGUCAGCGUCCCAUUCAUCAAAGACCUUCAUUGUUAGGAGGCUUACCUUUGCACCUUGCCAUCCACAAUAAUCAGCCGCGAUGGUUCCCUAUGGUUUUUUGCGCCAAUUUGGGCCCUGGCCAGCCGUUGGGGCGGCGCGCAUCAAAGCGGCCAUCGCGUGACCUCGCAUUGUUCCCGCGCGCGCGCUUUUUGCCCGACCUCCGCAGAAACUCCCCCCCCCCCCCACCCCUCCUCUCACCCUCCACCUCCCAUCGGCCAGUUCUCUCCUCAUUCCUUAACUACUCUGUUCAUAUGGUUCAUUGCGGGAAGCGCUCGAUCGUAAAUCUCGAUUAUCGCCCUCCUGUCCGUCUGCCCAGCGCCGGGGAGCGCCCGAAGCCCUCCGAGGGGCGAGCGCAGAGGCACGCCCCGCGCACACGCAACGAGAGCACUUGCGCGCCAUCAAAGGGAAUCCGUGCGCGGCGCGGAUGCUUCAAUUCCGAUGAUUUCGCCGCGGCGGUGCCCUUUGUGCCCCCGCGCACACACGACCCCCCCCCCCCCCCCUCGGCCCGCUCGGAAAUUAAGUGUAUCAGCCGAGAGAGAAGAUUCAUCACGUCACCCGUGCAAGUGAUCCGCCGCUCCAAUCAUUUCAUGCGCGUCGAG
Molecule: messenger RNA, 1044 nt
Organism: Iphiclides podalirius (scarce swallowtail)
Lineage: Eukaryota; Metazoa; Arthropoda; Insecta; Lepidoptera; Papilionidae
Source: the annotation of a GenBank genome assembly